AUGGCGGAUCUUCGGACUCCUGCCCCUGAGCCAGCUACCGAGUUGGGACGUUACCGCGUUCUCUCUUCUACGGCUGGGAUUCGCGUGUCACCUCUCCAGCUCGGAGCCAUGUCUAUUGGCGAUGCAUGGACACAAGCAAUGGGUUCGAUGAGCAAGGAGGAGUCCUUCAAACUUCUCGACGCAUUCCAUGCAGCCGGCGGGAAUUUCAUCGAUACGGCAAAUGAUUACCAGAACGAGCAGUCGGAGACUUGGAUCGGGGAAUGGAUGGCCGAACGCAAGAACCGCGAUCAAUUGGUGAUUGCCACCAAAUUCAGCACGGACUUUGGGUCGUACAAGCUAGGCAAGGGAAAGGCCCCAAACCAUUGCGGCAACCAUAAGCGAAGCCUCCAUAUGAGUAUCCGGGAUUCAUUGAAGAAGCUGCAAACCGACUGGAUUGACCUCCUGUACGUCCACUGGUGGGAUCAAACCACGUCAAUUGAAGAGGUCAUGGACAGUCUUCAAGUCCUCGUGGAACAGGGCAAGGUGCUAUAUUUGGGUAUUUCGGAUACGCCGGCAUGGGUUGCGGCAGCGGCAAAUUCGUAUGCCCGAGCCCAUGGAAGGACACCCUUCAGCAUCUACCAGGGCAGAUGGAAUGUCCUGCUCCGUGAUUUUGAACGGGAUAUCAUCCCUAUGGCCCGCCAUUUUGGAAUGGCAAUUGCCCCCUGGGAUGCAAUGGGCGGUGGCAAAUUCAAAACGAAGGAAGAAAUUGAAAGUCGGAAGGCUCAGGGACAGCCUCUCCGUAGCCUAUUUAGCGGAGAUCAAACCGAAGAAGAAUCCGCAAUGAGUGAAGCACUUGGAAAGGUGGCGAAAGAGCAUGGAGGUAAACCCAUAACUGCGAUUGCCCUGGCAUAUGUGAUAGCGAAAGCCCCAAAUGUAUUCCCGCUUAUUGGCGGCCGCAAAGUUAAGCACCUCGAAGAGAACAUCCAGGCUCUCAAUAUACGGUUGACAACGGAGCAAAUCGAAUACCUUGAGAGCCAAAAACAGUUUGACGUUGGCUUCCCAGGCAACUUUAUCGGCCCAGAUCCCAAAGUGACCGGGAAACCGUCCCCUCUAUUGGCUUCAAACGCCCCGUAUGCGUUUGUGCGAUCAGCCAGGUCUAUUGCCAGCCCAGAAUAG
This is a messenger RNA of Penicillium mononematosum, 1155 nucleotides long. RefSeq lists its product as uncharacterized. The transcript has a single exon. Lineage: Eukaryota; Fungi; Ascomycota; Eurotiomycetes; Eurotiales; Aspergillaceae. The coding region runs from base 1 to 1155 and encodes 384 amino acids. The record is from RefSeq and is a predicted model, not a curated record.